AUGGCUCUGAAAAACAUCUGCCGGAAUCCGGCGCCGGCGCCGCUGUCCGUGUUCCGCUUCUCAGCAACCCUACGCGUGCUCCGCAUCUGCUCUGACCAUGGCGAACUUGAGUUCCCCGCGGAGGCCGCCGCCGCCUGCGGCACGCUCGGUUUCCCGCGCCUCGAGCAACUGACGCCCAAGGGCGUCAGGAUCUCCGAGUGCACUCUCCAUGACAUCCUGUCCAGAUGCCUUGUCCUGCAGAGCUUGGUGCUGCAGUACAACCUCGAUUAUCGUCAUCUCCGGAUCAUCUCCUCGAUGCUCCGGAGCCUCGGUGUAUCGGAUGUUCUCAGCCGAGAAAGAAAGCUCGAAGAAGUCAUCAUGGAGGAUGCUCCUUGGCAAGUGUCAUCAUAG
Molecule: messenger RNA, 390 nt
Organism: Setaria italica (foxtail millet)
Lineage: Eukaryota; Viridiplantae; Streptophyta; Magnoliopsida; Poales; Poaceae
Exons: 1
Coding region: 1-390 (129 amino acids)
Source: RefSeq, a predicted model, not a curated record